CAUUCUUUGCUUACCAGUUCCCACUAUGGAUAUUGAAGAUUACAAUAUCAUUUCGAAUUACAAGAGGGAAUAUGCCACUUAUAUCAUGCCAAAUCAUAAAGAAGUUGAUGCUUACAUAGAUACACCAGCCGUUACUUGGGCUAUUAUUAGUACGGUGAUUGACAUGUUAGGUGACCAGGCGAACUAUUGGAAUUAUCAAAUUCAAGGAUUAAACAACCACGUUAGCGUUUGGCCUACUGAAGCAAGCAUAAACAUCGAAAUCAUAUCCGAACUGGAGGAUGCCGCUAAACGUAAGCUUAGAAUACAUGGUUUCCCUAUAUUAGAAGGAGAAGAGUACCCUGAGGAAGAAAUGAUUCAAAACGGGCGGCCCCUUACCGCUAUUUCUGAUGAUGUUAAUCUAAUCUGCGACUGCUGGCUGGAUUAUACCACGAAAUUAGGGUUAAUAAGAAGUGGAAACUUUAUUAAGAAUGAAGCGUGUAAAGAGAGUGCCCGUGACUUAGAAUUGUGGCGUUUCUGUCAUGAUUGACAGAACUCAAUUGAAAGAUGGAGAAAUGCUAUAUGAAGCUGCUCACUAGUCAUCUUCAUGGCUCAAUAUAGCAUCUCUAUCUUUUCACAGUGUCCAUUUAUUGCGGGUGUCAUAUCCAGGACUCUAUAAUUAUAAAUGUUGAUAAAUAUAACCAUAAGGAAUUACUAUCUAUUCUAUGUCACGUUAAUAAUUCUCACUGUUUAUGAGAAUAAAAAUCA
Messenger RNA from Schizosaccharomyces cryophilus OY26, 744 nucleotides. RefSeq lists its product as uncharacterized. The transcript has a single exon. Lineage: Eukaryota; Fungi; Ascomycota; Schizosaccharomycetes; Schizosaccharomycetales; Schizosaccharomycetaceae. Bases 26 to 526 code for a protein of 166 amino acids. The record is from RefSeq and is a predicted model, not a curated record.